Mastomys coucha (southern multimammate mouse) is the source of this 3726-nucleotide messenger RNA. RefSeq names its product gasdermin E (gene Gsdme). The record is from RefSeq and is a predicted model, not a curated record. Gene Ontology annotation, biological process: programmed cell death. Gene Ontology annotation, cellular component: cytoplasm. The coding region runs from base 424 to 1965 and encodes 513 amino acids. The transcript has 10 exons. Lineage: Eukaryota; Metazoa; Chordata; Mammalia; Rodentia; Muridae.
GCGGGCGCGAGCUGCGGGCUCCGCUUAUGCUCCUCUCCCUUCCGCCCGCUUGGUGUCCCGGACUGGGGCAAAUUGUCGGCUCCCCAGUGCCGUGGGAGAUCCCCUUCCAUCCCCCAGAGGCCGGCGAUUGGGGUAGUGAUCUGCUUUUUUCUCCCCACCCUCCAGUAGGGGCAGCUGCUUCGUCUUACCCAUAGUCCCAUUCUCGCUCGGUCUCCAUUCCAUCCUUGCCCCUCCCAGCAUGAUCGCGGCCAUUCCUGUGGUCCUGGGAUGUGGCAAGUGCAGCUGGUGCUCUCUGGCACCCCAUCUCACCAUGCCUCCACCAUAUCCCAUGCAUCCAUCCUUUGUCUUCUAAUCUCUCUCCGAUGUCAGGAAGGAUCCAGUCGUGUGCAUGUGCAGGAAGAAAGGUAAUCUCAACCUGACAAAAUGUUUGCCAAAGCAACUCGGAAUUUUCUUAAAGAAGUUGAUGCUGGAGGAGACCUGAUUUCAGUCUCACACUUGAACGACUCUGACAAGCUGCAACUUCUAAGUCUGGUGACCAAAAAGAAGAGGUACUGGUGCUGGCAGAGACCCAAGUACCAGGUUUUAUCUGCCACCCUGGAAGAUGUUCUCACAGAAGGGCACUGUCUCAGUCCAGUGGUUGUGGAGUCAGACUUCGUGAAAUAUGAAAGCAAGUGUGAGAACCAUAAGAGUGGGACUAUCGGGACGGUCGUGGGGAAGGUCAAGCUGAAUGUUGGUGGCAAAGGCCUGGUGGAGAGUCACUCUUCAUUUGGAACCCUGAGGAAGCAGGAGGUGGACGUACAACAGCUCAUCCAGGAUGCUGUGGGGAGAACAGUUAAUAUGGACAACCUGGUGCUCCAGCAGGUACUAGAGAGCAGGAACGAGGUCCUGUGUGUGCUGACGCAGAAGAUCGUGACAACGCAGAAGUGUGUGAUUUCUGAGCAUGUGCAGUCGGAGGAGACGUGCGGAGGCAUGGUGGGGAUCCAGACCAAGACUAUACAGGUGUCAGCAAUGGAGGAUGGGACUGUCACCACGGAUACCAACGUAGUGCUGGAGAUCCCUGCUGCCACCACCAUUGCCUAUGGCAUCAUGGAGCUGUUUGUGAAACAGGAUGGCCAGUUUGAAUUCUGCCUCCUCCAAGGGAAACAUGGUGGCUUCGAGCAUGAAAGGAAAGUAGACUCUGUCUACUUUGACCCGCUGGCCUACAGAGAGUUUGCCUUUCUGGACAUGCCAGAUGGGGGUCAAGGAAUCUCUUCACAGGAUGGGCCACUACGUGUUUUAAAACAAGCAACCCUGCACCUAGAGAGGAGCUUCCAUCCCUUUGCUGUGUUACCUUCCCAGCAGCAGAUGGCGCUGUUCUGUGUCCUGCAGAAAAUUCUGUUUGAUGAAGAACUCCUUAGGGCCCUGGAGCAAGUGUGUGAUGACGUGACUGCUGGCCUCUGGUCCUCACAGGCUAUAUUGGCAAUGGAGGAGCUGACAGGCAGUCAGCAGCAGGAUCUCACAGCCUUCUUGCAACUGGUGGGAUACAGGGUACAGGGAGAGCGUCCUGGUCCACAGGAUGAGCUCACCAACCAGAAGCUCUUUGCAACAGCCUACUUUCUGGUCAGCGCACUAGCAGAAAUGCCUGAUAAUGCCACAGUUUUCCUGGGGACCUGCUGCAAACUCCAUGUUAUUUCUUCGCUGUGCCAUUUGCUCCGUGCUCUGUCUGAUGAUAGUGUGUGUGAUUUUCAAGACCCCACUUUGGCUCCUCUGAGAGACACAGAGAGGUUUGGCAUCGUGCAGCGUUUGUUUGCCUCUGCUGACAUUGCCCUGGAGAGGAUGCAGUUUUCUGCGAAAGCCACCAUCCUGAAGGACUCUUGCAUCUUCCCGCUAAUUCUUCAUAUCACUCUAAGUGGGCUCUGCACUCUAAGCAAAGAACAUGAGGAACAUCUUUGUCAGUCAGAAGUACAUGCUACUGGCCAAGACUAGCUACUUUUCAGGAUUAAGAAAAUACGUUGGGAUUUUGGGCCCAAGCAGGUUAAGUCUGUCAGUGAUUCCAAUGCACAUCAGGGGUGGUGUCUUUCCAUACUGUGAAUGGCUGCAAACAUUGUAAAUGGGUUAUUUUCAUCAGAGGCCUACUGUGCCGACACCUGAGUUACUGAGGGAAGAACCACUCAUGUCUGAUAUAUAAAAGCAGAAGAGUCAGAUUUUACUUCAAAGUUCAUCAUAAGCCGUGAAUGCUACAGGGAAGCAAUUUCCUUCCUGUCCUUCAGAUAUGCUGUACAGUAUGGGGUGACUGGGAAACUAGAAAUGCUACCUGAGUAUAUAAAACAACUAUAGUAAGAUCAUCUAAUUUGACCCACCUCAACAUGAGAAUUUAAAUAUAUUCCUCUUAUUUGACUUCAUUAUGCUUUGUUGAACAUACUAUGUCUGGGGCACUUCCAGUGCAUUCUGGGAAUUUGUCACAUGUUGCAAUUUUUAUCAAAAGCAAUUCUGAAUUAUGUGUAGUUGGCUGUUCAUUAAAUUUUGAUGUCCUGCUUCAGCAGGCUUGGACAGUCCUGAAGCCUCCUGAUUCCACUAAGAGCAUCUGUUACUCUGACGAAACCCAAUGCGUCUGGGCAGCAGCAGCAAUGAGAUGUUAGCAUAUAGUUUUCAUCCCCACUUCAUUCAUGUGGCACCUUCAGAUUAUAAGGAAGAGUAACAAAGAUAAAGUAACUCAUUUCUAUUGAAAAUGAGAUUCAACCUUACACAGCUAUUACAGGGGUUAUAAAGUUACAAGCCAGCAACACUGCUCAUGAACUAACCAUAAAUUAGGAAGGAAAAUGCAACAUGUGUACUUGUGCUGUGUUGGUGCUGCCUCAUCUUUUGUCUAUUCUCGACAUCAGGCACGAAGAGCAAGCUAUGAACAGAACAUAUAAUAUGAAUCUAGAGGUGGGAAAACAUGUGCAUGGGGAUGUAUGUUAGGAUUCAGGAGAAACCCAGCAGUGGCUCAGCAUAAUUCAGAGACUUAGAGAUUGGUAUAAAAGAUAAAACAUGUUAUGUCUCCAGCUUUGCAUUCUAGCUAGAAUUGUGUAUUAUCCUUCUAAUUAAGGAAAAAAAGAACCCUGAAGAUGGAUCAUAUAAGAUAGAAAAUGGACAUAAAAGGGGCUGGGGAGACUGUUCAGCAGGUAUGUGCUUGUUGUACAGCAUGAAAACCGGCACUGGUUCUCCAGCACCCCCGGAGAACGGAGAAUCAUGAUCACAUCAGCACUACAAGCACUGGAUGGCAGAGACAGGCCGUGUGUGGGUUUGCUGGCUUACCAGAAGCCAACCAGAGAGCUUCAGUUGCAGUCGGAAAACCUGCCUGGGGGGAAAAAAAAACCACCUGGAAAGCACAGAGAAGAAGCCUCUAGCCUCUAUGUGCAUAUGUAGGCACACACAAAUAAUCAAAACAACCAUUCUCCUGGAGACAUCAGACUCUCAAGUCUUUCUUUAGUAGCAUGUUCCUGAAUGUGAGUUAUGGAAUCCUAAAAACCAGCAUGGGAGACCUACAAAGGGCUUCUGGAAAGGCUUCCUGUACACAAAGGCACAUUUUAAUGAGUCCUGCCUUCUUCCUGCAGGCCCAGUGUAAAAUGCAACCAACGGGUAUGCUUGAUGAAACACAUGGUUUCUCUUUCUUGGAUGCAUGGCAAGUGGCUAGAGUGACUCAUGCUGUCUAAACAGAGUCUCUGUUUCUUGAUUCUGCAUUUUAAUCUUCCUAAUUCUGAGAAC